Messenger RNA from Striga asiatica, 630 nucleotides. The record is from the annotation of a GenBank genome assembly. Lineage: Eukaryota; Viridiplantae; Streptophyta; Magnoliopsida; Lamiales; Orobanchaceae.
AUGAGAUUAACGAAUAAUGAUUCGGGAAGCGGACCUGCCAGCUUGUUAUCCGACAAAUCGAGAAAAGUGAGGUUGGGACAGUUUAGUAUGAAACCUGGGAAUUCCAAGUUGAGGCUUCUCAAAUUUCCAAUCUCGGGUGGAAUGGAAUGUUGUAGAAAGUUGUUGCUGAGGUCCAAGAACGAGAGGCGGGAUAAGUUGCCGAUAGAGGGUGGGAUUGGGCCUUCGAGACUGUUCCCGUUGAGGUUGAGAAGCGUGAGGUUAGGGAAUGAGGCGAAGUCGAGGCUGUCCAAAUUACCUGUGAGGCCAGCGUUUGGUAAGUUGAUACGGGAAAUCGGGCCCCCGUUUGUGGUGCAGAGUAGCCCGGCCCAUGAGCAGAGGCUUGUGAUGUUGUUGAGGGACCAUGAGGCUAGGUAUGGAGAUGGUGAUGAUAAGGUGUUUUUCCAUCUUACUAAUGCCUGUGCUGCCUGUGCUUGUGUUGUGGUUGUGGAGGAAUUUGUUUGGAGAGGGAAAAGGGUGAGGACAAAAAUGUGCACAAAGGAAAUGGAUCUUGUGUUGUACUUAUUCAUGGCUGAGCUGCUUUUGGGUUUGGUUUGCUUUCUGGUGGAGGCAAAUAGUGUUUAUUGCCAUUAA